AUGGCGCCGGUUGGGUGUGUGCGAUUCGCUUCAUGGUUAACAUGUCUUCUUGCAGUCUUACAGUUGAAUAGCUGCUACGGUCAGGCACCCGUUAGUGUACGACUUGUGAAUGGUCCAUCGCCCAAUGAAGGAAGAGUAGAGAUUUUGUACAAUGACCAAUGGAACACCAUCUGUGAUGAUAAAUGGAAUAAUGGUGAAGCAGAGGUUGUUUGUCGUCAGCUUGGCUAUGGCACUGAUAAUGUAACACCAAGGAGUUUAGCCUACUAUGGUGAAGGAUCCGGACCGAUUCAACGAGUCGAGUGCUAUGGUUGGGAGGAUAGCUGGGAAUCCUGUACUGUGUCUUCAGGGAAUUCCUCAUGUGGCCAUUAUGAGGAUGCAGGAGUAAGAUGCGAGGCACCCAUUAGUGUACGACUUGUGAAUGGUCCAUCGCCCAAUGAAGGAAGAGUAGAGAUUUUGUACAAUGACAAAUGGAACACCAUCUGUGAUGAUAAAUGGAAUUAUGGUGAAGCAGAGGUUGUUUGUCGUCAGCUUGGCUAUGGCACUGAUAAUGUAACACCAAGGAGUUUAGCCUACUAUGGUGAAGGAUCCGGACCGAUUCAACGAGUCGAGUGCUGGGGUUGGGAGGAUAGCUGGGAAUCCUGUACUGUGUCUUCAGGGAAUUCCUCAUGUGGCCAUUAUGAGGAUGCAGGAGUAAGAUGCGGGACCGACGUUUCCACAACCUUAGAUCCAUUUCAAUGGCCAGCGACAACCACAGACUAUUACGGUGGAAUCUAUAACGUACAGCUCGUAAACGGUCCAUCACCCAGUGAAGGAAGAGUAGAGAUCUGGUACAAUGGCCAAUGGAACACUAUCUGUGAUGACAACUGGAAUCUUGAAGAAGCACAGGUUGUUUGUCGUCACCUUGGCUAUAGCACGGAUAAAGUCGUAGCAUGGAGUUCGGCCUUCUAUGGACAAGGUUCAGGACCGAUUCAACAUAUCCAGUGUUCUGGUUGGGAGUCUAACUUGGGUUCCUGUUCUCUGACUUCAGGGGAUUCCAUAUGUGGCCAUAAUGAGGAUGCAGGAGUAACAUGCGGUUACACAAACACCGGCAUCACAAACAGAACAACAACAUAUAGAACAUCUCCUCGGGUAAUCGGAUCAAUGUCAUUCGUCGGAGUGUCCUUGUUUCUCCUAACCAUCAUCGCCGUAGUUGCUGUUGUGUUCGUGUGCAGUCAACAGAAGAUUUCCCCUUCAGCAGCUAUGGGAAUGCAACAGUUAACUACUCCUACCACUAACCCUGCACCUCAUCCAGCAUCAACCAUGCCCAUGCCUGCACCCGUCUGCGUCGAUGUACCUGUUUAGAUUAUGGACAGAAACCCACGUUUGCUUAUUAGAAGAUUCCGACUGCCAUUCUAAAAGGUGUGCCUCACAAUUGUUUCCAGUUUUCCCUUGUGAUUGCUCUCAGUUGUAUAUACUUAUACAUUCAAAUAAUCUAGUAUGUUAUUGUAAAUGUUACUGCUAUCGUUCUAUGGUUUCAUUAGAAUCUGGUUAGAUGUGUUUAGAGUAUUUGGAUACAGUCUGACAACUUAAAUAAUAAUUGUAAUGCCACAAAAUAUAUAUAUAUUCAGUUGAAUACGCAUGUAGUAUGUCGCAUUAAUAUUUUUUAGAUGGUAAAUGGUUGAAUAAAUGUUUAUCUAGAGUAUAUAUUGUAAAUAAAUCUGCUGAGCUUCUCAUUUAUAUCUUACUUUUAUUGUAGAAUACCAUCUAUUAAAGGAUGUUUUACAUUUCAAAAAAUUUGAUAUAUCUCGCGCAAAUAUUAUAUAUUCAAAUCAUGCGUAGCCUGUUAUACAAAAUAUCUUCCAAACGGUGUUCAAUCAUGGAUUAAUAAUUGUGCCUUAUUGCUCAAUCAGUUAUUCAAAUCACAAGCGCGAUCUUCCACAGAGUAGAUUUAUAUAAUGUCAAUUUUUGUUAAAGCUUGUUAUGUUCUAUUAUAUUUGCCUUUACCCUCAUUAUGUACAGAAUUACAAAUUAUAAUUGCUUAUCAUGAUUCAUGAACAUGAUCAUUCGAAAAAUGUCUCCAAAAGAAUCAAAAGGAACACACGUCAGUGUGUAAGUAUUUUUACUGUAAGCCAUCGCUUGAAAUAAUUCUUGUACUGGAUUGUGAAUUAUCAUGGAAAGCGCGUGAUAGAAUGAUAAUAACUAUUGCCGUAAUAAAUUACAGUAGUAUGCUGCAAUACUUGAUUAAAAGUGCGCUAAAUACUUUUUCAUAUUAUAUCUUCUCAUAUGAUUAUAUUCUAUAUGUAUAUUUCGCAUUUAGGGAACACUGUCUGUUGCAGCCACAAUGGGAUUGAUCCAUAUUACUUUGAAAUGGUGCUAAUAACACCCUUGCGACCCCAAACAGACGUCAUGUUAAACGUGGACGUUAAUAUCGUUGUACCGUGUGUCGCACGUAUUAAAUCACAACAAAAUGUGACGUAUUUAAUAGCAAUAUGCAUUAUCAACAAUAAAACAUUACCUGUGCUUUUCCUAUUUUCUACUUUUAAAAACUCAUAAAUUCAAUAUACUGUAACUUCCUUUGUUAAUAAUCAUGAUUGUUAAUAAAACGAUAUUUAAACAUGUUUAUAUUUCAAAUUUCUUCAUUCGUUCACGGUCGCCACAUGUUUCCUUCCCUUAACUCAAAUAUAAAGAAUAUCGUCAUUAAUAAAAACAUAAUCCUAAUUGGAUGGGCCGUAUAACUAUCAUUAAAACAUUUAUCCUUCAAUGUAGACAUUUAAAAAGCCUUAUACUUAGUUAAAUUAUAUGAAUACCAGACUUAUAUUCAUUUCAUGCGAUUUUUCCAUGUGUUAUGGUCGGGGGAAUUUCCAAGACGUUCGAAUAAAUUUUGUUUAUAUAACUUAAUAAGAAUAUCAUUUUUACUACAAUUUAUGUUAUGGUAAAGUUUCUGCACCUAGUUAACAAUUUACUUUGUUUUUUGUAUCACGGUUUGAACUAUUCGCAAAUAAUAAAGUAAAUUCCCAUUGCUGUACAUAAUUAAUGCUAUCCUGCUAAUAAACAGUGUAUUUUGGGAUUAUUAUCUGUUACAUUAUCUUACUGCAUAUUUUGGUAUCGCCUUACUCGAUAAAUACCGGCUUUUAAUAAAUGUAGUAUUAUCUCUCA
Molecule: messenger RNA, 3135 nt
Organism: Strongylocentrotus purpuratus (purple sea urchin)
Lineage: Eukaryota; Metazoa; Echinodermata; Echinoidea; Camarodonta; Strongylocentrotidae
Product: deleted in malignant brain tumors 1 protein
Exons: 6
Coding region: 1-1341 (446 amino acids)
Cellular component (GO): membrane
Source: RefSeq, a predicted model, not a curated record